AAAAAAAAAAGACAAAAUAUUGAGUAGAAGCAAAGUGGUCCAUAAAUAUCCAGCUAUUCACGGCCCUCGCUGCUGCAGCGCCACCUGGUGGAAAACAUUCGUGCUGCUGUAGCGGCCGAACCCCGCCAGGGGGCGCCGCAGGCCGCACACAUUCCUCCUGCCUCAAGUUGUUAGCUCCGAUUAAAACGUCAAAAUGCGGCCAGACAGCAGUGAUGACGUCAUGUUUAAUACUUGCCAGCAUGUUCUGGUUCCGAUCCAGCUUCAAUAGAACCAGGUUUCAACUCAUUAAUAGACGAACAUCUGCAGACAUUUAUUAUUCUGACUGAAAUGAGUUCUGGAUGUUUGACGCUGAAACCUGCAGAUGAUCCAGAAAGACGCGUAAAAACGGGAAAACUCUCCCAGUUUUCCAGACAGUUUUCCAGACAGUUUUCUGCUCCUUCCCUUCCCGACAUGCUGCGCCGCCGUCUCCAUCUGCAGCCGCGCGGUCCUCCAUCAUUGGAAAGGAAUGCAGAAAUAUGGAAAAGUUUCCGUGCGCGUGCCAGCCCUCUCAGAGGUUACGCACCACUUUCUGGCCCAGCUGUGUGUCGUAAGCGCUGGGAGCGCUGGGAGUGCUGGGAGCAGCCCCCCUGUUAAGUAGCGGGCCGCGUGGAAACCCUCCCCACUUGGAAGAGGCUCCCCGACGCUGCUGGGAAGCCAUAGAACCCACGGAGAUCCCGAACCGGACCGGACCAGCCCGAGUCUUCCUGCUUUCUUCCCGUUUUCAGAGCAGAACCAGCAGCUUCCCGCGCAGCUCGUCGCAUGCUGAGCUGAGGAAGAGGAGCCGAAGAUGAAGAGCGCCCUGCUGCUGCUGCUGCUGCUGCUGGCCUCCUCCCGGGCCCAGGACCAAGUGGACGCGCCAAGCAAUUUAAGGUUUAAGAUUUUAAAUGAGAACACGGUUCAGAUGAUCUGGAGUCGGCCGCUCAGCAGGAUACAGGGCUACAGGAUACACGUGACCUCUGACUCAGGCGAAGCGGCGAGACAGUUUUCUCUGCCUGCCUCUGCGACUAAGACCUCCAUCUCAGAGCUGAGUCCUGAUGUGGACUAUGUGGUCACCAUCGUGGCGUUCGCCGGAUCCCAGCAGAGUCUGCCCAUCUCUGGCCAGCUCACACUUGAGUCGAGCAGCAGCAGCUCCAGAGGAGGAGCCAGGAAACCCGAUUCCUCCAAUCCAGUCAGGUGCCCGGCCUCUGCUGCCGCUGACCUGCUCUUCCUGGUCGACGGCUCCUGGAGCGUCGGCAGGCCGAACUUUAAGCACAUCCGCAGCUUCAUGGCGGCGGCGGCCGGAGCGUUCCAGAUCGGUGAGGACAGAACCCGCGUUGGCGUGGUCCAGUACAGUGACGACCCGCGGACCGAGUUCAGCCUGAACCAACACCUGACCCGACCCGCUCUGAUGAAGGCCAUCGGCUCGCUGCCGUACAAGGGAGGCAGCACCAGGACAGGCGAUGCGCUCAGCCACCUGCUGGCCAGCGGCUUCACCGAGGCGGCUGGCUCCAGGAAGGACUUCCCCAAGCUGCUUCUGAUCAUCACGGAUGGGAAGUCGGACGACCCGGUGGAGGGCGCCGCCCGGCAGCUGAGGAGCCGGGGCGUGGACGUGUUCGUCCUGGGUGUCCACCAUGCUGACGAAGAAGAAAUGAGGCUCAUGGCGUCCACGCCGUACAGCCGCCGCGUGUUCAGUGUGGCGAACUUCGAGCAGAUCCAGUCCGUGCAGAAGGAUCUGAUCAGCCAGAUGUGCUCCAGCGUGGAGGAUCAGCUCAGCUCGCUGGUCAGCGGAGAAGAAGUCGUGGAUCCGGCCUCUAACCUCCGAGUCCUCGAGGUGGCCUCCAAGUCCAUGCGGCUGAGCUGGGACGCCUCCGGCGGAGACGUUUCAGGCUACCGGGUCCAGAUAAUCCCCAUGAUGGCCGGCAGCAAGCAGCAGGAUCUGUACCUGGCCUCGUCUCAGACCUCCGUGGUGGUCAGAGACCUUUCUCCUGACACCGCGUACCAAGUCAACGUUUUCGCCAUGAAGGACCUGAUGUCCAGUGAGCCUGUGACGGUCAUGCAGAAGACAGAACCUGUUAAAGUCUCCCUGGAGUGCUCUCUUGGGGUGGAUGUGCAGGCCGACGUUGUGCUCCUGGUUGACGGAUCCUACAGCAUCGGUGUGACAAACUUUGCCAAAGUGAGAGCUUUCCUUGAAGUUCUGGUGAACACCUUUGACAUCGGCCCAAACAAAGUCCAGAUCGCCUUGGUGCAGUACAGCAGGGACCCAUACACCGAGUUCUACCUGAACACUCACCAAGACGUCAACGCCGUGGUCAAGGCGGUGAGGACUUUCCCGUAUCGCGGCGGCUCUACCAACACCGGCAGGGCCAUGACCUACGUCAGGGAGAAGAUCUUCCAGACCAGCAGGGGGGCACGUGCCAACGUCCCCCGCGUCACCAUCCUCAUCACCGACGGCAAGUCGUCCGACGCUUUCAAAGAUCCAGCCACCAAGCUGAGGAACACCGACGUGGAGAUCUUUGCCGUGGGCGUUAAAGACGCCGUACGAAGUGAGCUGGAGGCUAUCGCCAACGCCCCCGCGGAGACGCACGUCUACACGGUGGAGGACUUUGACGCCUUCCAGAGAAUAUCCAAGGAGCUGACGCAAUCCAUCUGCCUGAGGAUCGAGCAGGAAAUCCGCAGCAUCUUCCAGAGACAACUCGUCCAGCCCAGAGCCCUGGCCUUCUCUGACAUCGGCUCCAGGAGCUUCAGGACCUCCUGGGAGAUCGACGCUGACAACGUGGACUUCUUCAUGGUCCAGUUCAAGCCGGAGGAAGACGCAGAGGGACACUACGUGUCCAUGUCUGUCCCAGGGGACACCCGCACCGCCGUCCUGCCCCACCUCACCCCUCUGACCCGCUACGAAGUCAGGGUGUCGGCUCAGUACCCCAAAGGGGAGAGCCUAGCGGUUAGCGGCUACGAGACGACCACAGAAGAGGCCGGGCCCGCUAAGAACCUGGUCACCAGCGACGUCAGCGCCUCCAGCUUCAGGGCGACCUGGACAGCGGCGCCCGGAAACGUCCAGGCCUACAAGGUCCGCUGGAAGUCCCUGUUCUCUGGGGAGCAGGGGGACAAAACCGUCCCAGGGGACCAGACAUCCACUGUCCUGGACGGUCUGAGUCCAGAGACCCGCUACCAAGUGUCUGUUAUCGCCGCCUACGACCAGAAAGACAGCGAGCCGCUGACCGGGCUGGAGACCACCGACGUGCCGGCCUUCAAGGCCCCCAGGAACCUGCUGACCUCUGAACCCACUAAGACCAGCUUCAGGGUGUCCUGGGACCCGGCUCCGGGUGACGUGCGGGGCUACAGGGUGACCUUUCACCCCUCUGGGAACGACGUGGACCUGGGGGAGCUCAUGGUCGGUCCGUACGACAACACAGUGGUUCUGGAGGAGCUCAGGGCGGGAACCAAGUACUCUGUGGCUGUUUUCGGGAUGUUUGACGGCGGCGUGAGCUCGCCGCUGGCCGGGGAGGAGAAAACCACGCUGAUGGAUGAACCGGAACCGCCGCCUCUGGAUCCCUCUGACAGCCAGUGCCGGACGUCGGCCAAGGCCGACAUCGUCCUUCUGGUGGACGGCUCCUGGAGCAUCGGACGCAUCAACUUCAAAACCAUCCGCAACUUCAUCGCCCGCAUGGUCGGCGUGUUCGACAUCGGCCCCAACAACGUCCAGAUCGCUCUGGCCCAGUACAGCGGUGACCCGAGAACCGAGUGGCACCUGAACGCACACCCGACCCGAGAGUCACUGCUGAACGCCGUCAACAGUCUGCCGUACAAAGGAGGGAACACCAUGACAGGAAUGGCUCUCCGCUUCAUCCUGGAGACCAACUUCCAGCCAUCGGUGGGGAUGCGUCCCGACUCCCGGAAGAUUGGCGUUCUGAUCACCGACGGGAAGUCGCAGGAUGAGAUCAUCGUGAGCUCCCAGAGCCUGAGGGACAGCGACAUCGAGCUGUACGCCGUCGGCGUGAAGAACGCCGACGAGAACGAGCUGCGCUCCAUCGCCUCCGACCCAGACGAGAUCCACAUGUACAACGUGGCCGACUUCCGCUUCCUGCAGGACAUCGUGGACGACCUGUCCAGCAACCUGUGCAACAGUGUCAAGGGCCCAGAUUCUGGUUCCGAGCUGGGCCCGCCCACCGACCUGGUGACCUCUGAGGUCACGCAGUACUCCUUCAGAGCCUCCUGGGUGCCACCAGAGGUCCCCGUCGACCAGUUCAGGGUCACCUACAGGAUGGCCGCCGGAGGCCCCACCAUGGAGGUCCUGGUGGACGGCGAGGUGACCACCACGGUUCUGGAGAACCUGACGCCGCUGACGCAGUACGUGGUGAACGUGUUCGCCGUGCUGAAGGGGGCCAGCAGCGAGCCUCUGAAGGGAACCGAGACCACCUUGCCUCUGCCUCCUGCGAGCAACUUGAAGGUUUACGACGAGACGUCCAGCAGCAUGAGGGUGAGCUGGGAGGCGGCGGCCGGAGCGAGCGGGUACCUGCUGCUGUACCGCUCCAUCAACGCCUCGGAGCCUCAGGAGGAGCAGGAGGUUCGUGUUGCUGGAGGCGUGACGAACACCCAGCUGCUGCAGCUCAUCCCCAACACGCAGUACGCCGUCACACUCAUUGCUCUGCACGGCGAGGCCACCAGCCAGGCCCUGGAGGGCCGCGGGGUCACCUUACCCCUGUCCCCUGCUGGAGAGCUGAGGAUCAGCGACGUCACCCACAGCAGCAUGAUGCUGAACUGGGACGCGGCUCCUGGAGCCGUCCACAGAUACAUGAUCACCUACAAACCUGACGGGGGAGAGCUGAAGGAGGUGGAGGUGAACGGUGACAUCACCACGCUGCAGCUGACCAGCCUGAUCUCCCAGACGGAGUACGAUGUCGCCGUCACCCCCGUGUACGACGAGGGACCUGCCGCCCCCAUGCUCGGAACCGCCAUCACAGAUACUGUCCCGGCUCCCAAGAACCUGCAGUUCUCCGAGGUGACCCAGAACUCCUUCAGAGCCACCUGGGAACAUGGCGCUCCAGAUGUGGCGCUCUUCCGGAUCUCAUGGACCAGGAAAGGCGAAAAGGACCCCAAGAACGAAAUCCUGAACAGCGAUGAGAACUCGUACGUUCUGGAGAACCUGGACCCGGACACGGAGUACCUGGUGACCGUCACGGCCAUCUAUCCCGACGAGUCGGAGAGCGAGGACCUGAUCGGAGCCGAGCGGACCUUGCUGAAGGCUCCAGAUGUGCGACCCGAGCCGCCGCGGAACCUGCGGGUGUUCAACGCCACCGUCUCCUCGCUGACCGUGAAGUGGGACGCCGCUCCCGGUCCCGUCAAGAACUACAAGGUCACAUACCUGCCGGUCGCCGGCGGCGAGCCUCAGACGCUGCAGGUCGGCGGGAAGAAGACCAACGUCAUCCUGCAGCAGCUGCAGCCCGACACGCCGUACUCCGUUACCGUGGCAGCCGUCUACCCAUCAGGCGCCAGUAGGGACAUCAAAGGAGAGGGGAAAACCAAGCCCCUAGGCAGUGUGAGGAACCUGCAGGUGCUCAACCCCACCAUGACCACGCUGAACGUGCGGUGGGAGCCGGCGGAGGGCCGGGUCAGCGAGUACAAAGUGAUUUACGCUCCGGCAGCCGGAGGAGCGGAGAGCAUGGUAGGACUGGAAACAGUGUCGGCGGGAACCACGGCCACCAUCCUGCGCGGCCUGCAGCCCGACACGCUGUACUCCGUCACGCUGGUUCCGGUUUACGCUGAGGGAGACGGGAAGAGGAUGUCUGAAAACGGGAAAACCAGAGCGUUAGGCGGCGUGAAGAACCUGAUGGUGAGCGACCCCACCAUGACGUCCCUGAACGUCCGCUGGGACCCGGCCGACGGCGCCGUGCGCCUCUACAAGGUCUUCUACGUUCCCGCCGCCGGCGGCCGAGAGGAGAUGGAACAAGUUCCCUCAGGAACCACGGCCACCGUCCUGAGGAACCUGCAGCCCGACACGCUCUACACCGUGUCCGUGGUGCCGGUGUACCCGGCGCGCGAAGGCCGGCGGCAGUCUGAGGACGGGAAGACAUUGCCUCUGAGCGGCGUCAGCGGCAUGAGGGUCAGCAACCCCACCAUCACCACGCUCGCCGUCAACUGGGACGCCGCCGACGGCAACGUCCAGGGCUACAAGGUCAUCUACGUCCCGGCCAACGGCGGCCUGGAAAUCGUGGAACAAGUGUCUGAGAGCACCACCUCCACCAUCCUGCAGAAGCUGCUGCCCGACACCAGCUACACCGUCACCGUGGUGCCGGUGUACGCCGAGGGAGACGGGCCCAGCCUGACCGACACCGGCAAGACCAGGCCGCUGGGAUCCGUCAGGAACCUGCGGGUCACCGACCCCACCACCAGCACCCUGAAUGUCCGCUGGGAGCCGCCCGAGGGAAACGUCCGCGAAUACGUCGUGACCUGGGCGCCGACGGCCGGGGGAGAGGAGGAAAUGGACCAGGUCCCUGGAACCGUGUCCAGCACCGUCCUGAAGCAGCUGCAGCCGGACACAGAGUACUCGGUCACCGUCGUCCCCGUCUACCCAGAGAUGGAGGGGAAGUCCAUGUCUGAGACGGGGAAGACAAAUCCUCUAGGCGGAGUGAAGAACCUGAAGGUGGUGGAUCCCUCCAUCAGCACGCUGACCGUCCGCUGGGACCCGGCCGUGGGAAACGUCCGGACCUACAAGGUCUUCUACGCCGCCCAGCCCGGAGGACAACAGGAAGUGGAGGAGGUUUCCGGCGGCACCACCACCACCAUCCUGAGGAACCUGCAGGCCGACACGCUCUACAGCGUGGCCGUGGUUCCCGUCUACCCCGACGUGGAGGGGAUCCGGCAGGAGGACCAGGGCAGGACGAAGCCUCUGGGCGGAGUGAGGAACCUGCAGGUGACCGACCCGACCACCAGCUCCCUGAGGGUCCGCUGGGAGCCGGCCGAGGGCGACGUCCGUCAGUACCGGGUCCUGUACGCGCCGGCGGCCGGCGGCGCCGAGAGCGCGACGCAGGUUUCCGGGCUCACCACCAGCACGGUUCUGACGGAGCUCAGCCCGGACACCGAGUACAGAGUGACCGUCGUCCCCGUCUACGAGGACGUGGAGGGAAACCGCAUGUCUGAGAACGGGAAAACCAAGGUUCUGGGCGGGGUGAAGAACCUGCAGGUCACCGACCCAACCACCAGCUCCCUGAGGGUCCGCUGGGAGGCGGCUGAGGGCAACGUCCGCCAGUACCGCAUCUUUUACGUCCCAGCAGCCGGCGGCGCCGAGGACAUGGAGCAGGUUUCGGGCGGAACCACCGACACGGUGCUGAGGAACCUGCUGUCGGACACGCCCUACACCGUUACCGUGGUUCCCGUUUACCCCGAGGGCGAAGGCUUGCGCCAGGCCGACAGAGGAAAGACCCUUCCGCGGACGCCGCCCAGGAACAUCCAGGUGUACAACCCGACGCCCAGCAGCCUGAACGUCCGCUGGGAGGCGGCGUCGGGCCGGGUGCAGCAGUACCGCGUGGCCUACGCCCCGCUGAGCGGUGCCCGGGCCGCCGAGUCGGUUCUGGUUCCUGGAAGCAUCACCAAUGCCUACCUGGACAACCUGAUCCCGGACACGCCCUACGCCAUCACCGUCACGGCGCUGUACGCCGACGCCGAGGGGGCGUCGGUCAAGGGCGACGGCAAAACACUGCCCCGAGCCGGCCCCAGGAAAAUGCGCGUGUACGACGCCACCACCAGCAGCCUGACGGUCGGCUGGGACCACGCCGAGGGCCCGGUCCGCCAGUACAGGAUCGCCUACGCCCCCAUGACCGGAGACCCCAUCACAGAGUUUACGAUGGUUCCAGGGAACCGGAACAACGCCAUGCUGCCCAGUCUGCUCCCAGACACGCCCUACAACAUCACCGUGGAGGCCGUCUAUGCCGAGGGGCCCGGAGGGUCCCUGAACGGGAACGGACGGACAAUCGGCAUGCUGAGUCCCAGAAACCUGCGGGUCUCAGAUGAGUGGUACACCAGGUUCCGGGUAUCCUGGGAGCCCGUCUCUGCUCCGGUUCAGGGAUACCGGCUCAUCUACUCGCCUCAAGGUAAGGACCAGCCGGUGGACUUCUUUGUGGGCGACGUCACCUCGUUCACUCUGACCAACCUGGAGCCUGGAACCACCUACGAUGUGAAGGUUCUGGCUCAGUACAACACCGGGGUCAGCGCGCCGCUCAUAGGAGAGGGAACCACACUUUACCUGAACAUCACCAACAUUGAGACCUACAAUGUCGGCCAUGACAGCUUCUGCAUCAAGUGGAGUCCGCACCGCGCGGCAACGUCCUACCGCAUCAAACUCAACCCUGUGGACCCCUCCAGUUUGGGUCAGCAGGAGGUCACCAUCCCGGCCGGCCUGCCUCAGUACUGCUUCGACGAACUCUCUCCGGACUCUCUGUACACAGCCACCGUCUUCGUUCAGACUCCCAAUCUGGAAGGUCCAGGAGUCGGCGCCAAGGAGCGGACACUGGUGAAGCCGACUCCGGUUCCGACUCUGCCCCCGACCCCGACGCCGCCCCCCACCAUCCCACCUGGAUGGGCAGUGUGUAAAGGAGCCAAAGCAGACGUUGUGUUCGUCAUCGACGGCUCCUGGAGCAUCGGGGAGGAGAGCUUCACCAAGGUCGUCCACUUCGUCUCCAGCAUCAUCGCCGCCUUCGACGUCGUCGGACCGUCAGGGAUGCAGGUUUCCUUCGUUCAGUACAGCGACGGCUCAAAGACCGAGUUCAAGCUCAACUCGUACGCAGACAAAGGCGUCGCCAUGGCAGCGGUGCAUCACAUCCGCUACCGAGGAGGAAACACCAAGACAGGCGAGGCGCUGAAGCACACGUAUGAGAAGGCCUUCUCGGUGGAGAACGGGAUGCGGAGGAACGUCCCCAAGGUGGUGGUGGCCAUCACGGACGGUCGGUCUCAGGACGAGGUGAAGAAGAACGCCGCCAAGCUGCAGCAUGCAGGGUACAGCGUCUUCGCCAUCGGCGUGGCGGACGUGGACUUCGUGGAGCUGCAGGAGAUCGGCAGCAAGCCGAGCGACAGGCACGUGUUCGUGGUGGACGACUUCGACGCCUUCGACUCCAUCAAGGAGAAUCUGAUCACCUUCAUCUGCGAAACGUCGACUUCCUCCUGUCCUCUCAUCUACCUCAACGGCUUCACCUCACCUGGGUUCAGGAUGCUGGAGGCCUUCAACCUGACGGAGAAGACCUACAGCUCCGUCCCCGGCGUCUCCAUGGAGCCCGGAUCCUUCAACAGCUACACGGCGUACCGGCUGCACCGCAACGCCUUCCUGACCCAGCCCAGCACAGAGCUGCACCCAGACGGCCUGCCUGACACCUUCACCAUCAUCCUGAUGUUCCGCCUGCUGCCCGACUCUCCCGCCGAGACCUUUGACCUCUGGCAGGUCUCCUCCAAGGACCACAAGCCUGAGACCGGAGUCACCGUGGACGGUUCUGCUCAGACUGUUUCGUUCUACAAUAAGGACGAAACCGGAGAAAUCCAGAGAGUCACAUUUGACCACAGCCUGGUGAAGAAGAUCUUCCAUGGCAGCUUCCACAAGCUCCACAUCCUGGUUUCCUCCAGCAGCGUGAAGCUGAAGGUCGACUGCCAGGAAGUGGAGGAGAAGAAGACAAAGGCGGCCGGCAACGUGUCCAGAGACGGGUACCAGGUUCUGGGCAAGAUGGCCAAGUCCAUCGGGUCCAAAGGCCAGUCUGCCACGGUGAGUCAGCGGCCCCCGAACCACCACCAGGAACCCAGACAGGUUAAAUCAUUUCAUCCCCAAAGAUCUGGAGACAUACGACAAAAUAUCAGACAUAUCACCAGUACAGGUUCUGCUCAGACUGUUUCGUUCUACAAUAAGGACGAAACCGGAGAAAUCCAGAGAGUCACAUUUGACCACAGCCUGGUGAAGAAGAUCUUCCAUGGCAGCUUCCACAAGCCUGUGUUUGUCCUGCAGAGAGACGAGCUGAAGUGCCCUGCCCUGCCCAACGCCUGCACCUGCACGUCGGAGGCCAGCGGCCAGCCGGGCCCCCAGGGUCCAGUGGGCGCUCCCGGGAGUAAGGGGCCCCGAGGUGAGCGAGGCGAAGCCGGAGCUCCGGGGCCGGCAGGGCCGCCAGGAAACAUCGGACCCCCGGGGCCCAUGGGUCUGCCCGGCCCCCAGGGGCCCAGCGGCAUGUCCAUCCCUGGAGAGGCCGGCCGGCCGGGACCGAAGGGAGACCCCGGAGACUCUGGCCUUCCGGGACAGAAGGUAAGCCCGGUUCUGCUCCGGUUCUGGACCGGAAGCAGAUUCGGCUGCUCUGUGUUGCCGCAGGGCGACUUCGCCCCCCAGAACAUGAUGCGCUCCAUCGCCCGCCAGGUCUGCUCACAGCUGGUCAGCGACCAGAUGAGCCGGGUCAACACCAUGCUGAACCAGAUCCCCAACGGGAACUACCCCAGCAGCCCGGGCCCCCCGGGGCCGCCAGGGCCGCCGGGCAGGCAGGGGCCCCGUGGGGAGCCCGGUGCCGGAGGCAGGAACGGGUUCCCCGGCAGCCCGGGCCAACCCGGCCAGCAGGGCGAGAGAGGUCCCGCAGGAGAAAAAGGCGACCGAGGAGUCCCAGGAGUCGGACAGAAAGGACCCAGAGGGCCGCCAGGUCCUGCAGGAGAGAGUCGGACCGGGACCCCGGGCCCCUCAGGUUCCCCCGGGCCCCGCGGCCCUCCGGGACGUCCGGGCUACGCCGGGGCCCGCGGCCCCCCGGGGCCCCCCGGCUACUGCGACUCCUCGCAGUGCGUGGGGAUUCCCUACAACGGCCAGGGAUACAUAGGAACCCGGGCCGGCACCGCCCCCCAGGAGAACCAGCUGCUCCAGAACCAGCGCCGGAAGAGGUCGCUGCCCAGAACGCCGUCUGACAGGCUGACGUCAUAAGAGCGGCGGCUGAAUGCCUGAAGGCGUUUGUGAAUACUGUUUGGCGCGGCGGUGUCGGCACUGGAGGAGGCGAGUGUUUGACCCAGAGGAGGUUCUGCUUGGACCAGUAAACCCAGUAAACCCUGUGAGCUUCCCGUUUUCCUGCCUGUAACAUAUUUGCAUAGAGUGAGUGUUAAAGCCGCAGCAGAGCUUCAGGUCCAGUAUAACUCGGCUCUCAUGUGUAUCUUAGUAUUUAUCAGUUUGCCUUCAUUCUGUCACGCGCCGCUUCACCGUCCUGUUGUUCUACCGGGUCGAGUCAGAACUUUUCAGACGCAGCAUCACUUUUUAUUGUUUUAGCUGCAGAUUGUGAAAUCCACAGCCGUAUUUUCUUAUUUAUUUCUGAAAACGGAAGAGGCAUUUUUCAAUAAAACUACUGAAAAUCUCAUGUGGGUGGCCUGGAGUUUGUGGUUCCUGACGAGACAAAGAGCUCAGGACGUCCAGAGGACAAACGUCCAGGAUGUCCACCUGAGGAAAGGACGUCUGUCUGCAGAGGACGGACACAGUUUGACCCAUCAGUCUCUGGUUCUGGUUCUUAACUGGUCCAUAAAACCAGUCAUGGAGAAAUUAGAGAUAGAAAAUAUCCUGGAUGGAUGAACGAACGGUUGGCUGAACGGUUGGAUGAAUGCUUGUCUGGUAUCCAUUCUUCUCUGGUUGGAUGUUCUGGAUCUUCUCGCCUCCAGCUGCUCUGAACCCUCA
Messenger RNA from Poecilia latipinna (sailfin molly), 11677 nucleotides. It is a transcript of the gene col12a1b, whose product is annotated as collagen, type XII, alpha 1b. The coding region runs from base 827 to 10942 and encodes 3371 amino acids. The record is from RefSeq and is a predicted model, not a curated record. Gene Ontology annotation, biological process: cell-substrate junction assembly; nervous system development; cell-matrix adhesion. NCBI's taxonomy places the organism in Eukaryota, Metazoa, Chordata, Actinopteri, Cyprinodontiformes, Poeciliidae. The transcript has 71 exons. Gene Ontology annotation, molecular function: proteoglycan binding; extracellular matrix structural constituent; integrin binding.